UCCUUCCCCGCCACUUAUGCCCCCAAACACAGCGCCAAUCGCCAAUUUUAUAGUGUGUGCUUGUAGUGCGGUUUAUUAGAGGCGGAGCCCGCGUCCCCCUGACCUAUGGCUUCACCCUGGUCCCCACAUUCGCAACUCCGCUUUCCCGCUUCCCUGCUAUCCCGCUUCCCAAACGCCUCUGCUUUCCCACGUUCCCGCGUCCUAGCUUCCCCGCUUUCCCGCGUUCCCGAGUCCCAGCUCCCCUGUUUCCCAGCUGCUUCACCGCGACCCCGCUUUCCCGCUUUCUAGAUUCCACGCUUUCUCGGUCUGGAAGAGCAUCUGCUGCCCGUUUCCGGCGCCGUCGCCCAUCGCUGCCCACUUGUCGUUUCCCGCUGCUGCCACUGCGCGCUACACGCAGCCCGCGAAACGCUUUCCCCUCUCCUCACACGCACGUCCCACUCCCUGCUUCCCGCUGCGCUCAUCCUUGCCUUUCCCCUAGCAUAUCCCUACCAUGGUUUGAUGUGUGUUUUUUUCCAUGAGAUGGCAUGGUUGGGCACGGCGCGGCAUGGCAUGGCAUGGCGCGGUGUGGCAUGGUGUGGCAUGGAAUGGCACUGCACGUGGCAUGGCAUGGCAUCAGAUGCGCGUUGGGGUUCACACGGCAGUGGUGCGAGGCGGGCUCUCGUCAUCCCCGGCUCAGACAAGGGGGGAAGCACACCCCUUACUUCCAUCCCGCCACAGUAGCUGGGUUUUUGGGAUAAUGAGAUAUGGUUGUAGGGAGUGCUAGAGUGUGAAUAGAUCACCGUUGCUCGGUUAGAAAAAGUGCUCUAGCUGCAUGGCUGUCCAUAACAUGAGUUCGCGUUCAAAAUUUAACU
Closterium sp. NIES-67 is the source of this 851-nucleotide messenger RNA. NCBI's taxonomy places the organism in Eukaryota, Viridiplantae, Streptophyta, Zygnematophyceae, Desmidiales, Closteriaceae. The record is from the annotation of a GenBank genome assembly.